AUGAUCGUGUGCUUGAAUUAUGAUAAGAAACCGGUGCCGGAAUGGUGUGACGAGGCCGCUAAGCCACCAGAAGAACAAGAGUGUAACAUUGAGGAGUGUCCAACUUGUGAGACUAGCGAGUUCGGUUGCUGCCCAGACAACUCGACGUAUGCGCAAGGACCUUACCUGGAAGGAUGUUCGAAUUGCUCGUUAUCAGAUUUCGGUUGUUGUGCUGAUAACAUCACUGAGGCAACUGGUUUAAAUGGAGAAGGAUGUCCCGAAUAUGUAGCGCUAGAAGAGGAGGAAGGUAGUGGAGAGGAGACAAUUAUUGAAUUGGAAGAAGAGGACGAAGAGAAAGAAAAGAAAAAAGAAGAGUAA
Molecule: messenger RNA, 357 nt
Organism: Anisakis simplex (herring worm)
Lineage: Eukaryota; Metazoa; Nematoda; Chromadorea; Rhabditida; Anisakidae
Source: the annotation of a GenBank genome assembly